AUGCUGUCCUGCUUCACCCUCCCAGCAGCCGUUACGCUGGUCAGCUAUGCAGCUGCUCUCGAUAUCCCAGGUCUCCUGUCCAGUCUCGGUCCAGCACCAGCCAACGAUCUACGCUUCACCAAUUUUCAGGCACCGGGCGCUGGCGAUGUCCGCUCCCCCUGCCCCGGCCUCAACACCCUCGCCAACCACGGCUUCAUCCACCACAACGGCAAAAACAUGACCAUUCCCCAUCUGAUCGCCGGCCUCGCAGCAGGAAUGAAUAUCGGAGCCGACUUCACCACAGUAAUAGGAGCCGCUGGCUUGCUCUCCUCCCCAAACCCCCUAGCCGGCUCCUUCGACCUCAACGACCUAAACCAACACGAUUUCCCCAUCGAACACGACGCCUCGUUAUCUCGUCAAGACGCCUAUUUCGGAAACGAUUAUAGAUUCUACAACCCCAACUGGCAGCAAGUUCUGAGUUUCUACAAGGGGAUGGCAUACACCAAUAUCCCCACCGCGUCGCAAGCGAAAUACGCCCGGGUCAACGAUAGUAUGGUCAAGAACCCGACGUUCACGUAUGGAUUGAGGGAGUUCGUGCUGAGUUAUGGCGAGACGGCGUUGUAUCUCCAGACGAUGAGCGAUCCUGUCUCGGGGGUGGCCAAAGUCGAUUACGUGCGGAGUAUGUUCGAGCAGGAGAAGUUGCCUUAUGCACUGGGUUGGAGGCCGAGUGCGCAGCCUGUUACGCUGCCGAGUCUGGGAAACAUGAUUCUGGAGCUGUAUAAUGCGAAUCCGCAGAAGGUGCCGGAGGGGGCGACGAUUACUGCGGAUUCGUACAAGGACGCCUUCGAGGUCAUUGUUGGAGGAUCCGAGAUCUUGGCUAAUUUGACCGGUGGGAUCAGCUCGGCCUUGGGUCUGUGA
This is a messenger RNA of Recurvomyces mirabilis, 897 nucleotides long. RefSeq lists its product as uncharacterized. Bases 1 to 897 code for a protein of 298 amino acids. NCBI's taxonomy places the organism in Eukaryota, Fungi, Ascomycota, Dothideomycetes, Mycosphaerellales, Teratosphaeriaceae. Gene Ontology annotation, molecular function: peroxidase activity. The transcript is spliced from 3 exons. The record is from RefSeq and is a predicted model, not a curated record.